This is a messenger RNA of Salvia miltiorrhiza (redroot sage), 1730 nucleotides long. RefSeq lists its product as uncharacterized. The coding region runs from base 1 to 1380 and encodes 459 amino acids. The transcript has a single exon. The record is from RefSeq and is a predicted model, not a curated record. NCBI's taxonomy places the organism in Eukaryota, Viridiplantae, Streptophyta, Magnoliopsida, Lamiales, Lamiaceae.
AUGUCGUCAAAUAACAACUUUGAUGAUAGUUCAAGUUCAACCUUUGAUCCUUUCGACUUCACCGAAUUUGAUGAAUGGCAUGAACGCCUUACAUUACGAAAUCGAACACUUGACUCCAUGAUAGAGGAUGUUGCUUUCAGCAUUCCAACUCUAUCCCUACAACCUACAAACCACACAAAUAGAGCCCGACGACGAUUCAUUGAACGACAACGUGAGAAGGGCCAUGAAGGUGUGUUCGAGCAAUACUUUUCUGACGAUCCGAUCUACACUCCAGAAGUUUUUCGAACCAGAUUUCGCAUGCGAAAGCCAUUGUUCGAACGGAUAAUGAGCAAACUCGUUGCUACCGACCAAUUUUUUCAACAAAAUCGUGAUGCGGCUGGUCGUUUAGGUAUGUCUUCGAUUCAAAAAUGUACUGCAGCUAUGAGAGUCUUGGCAUACGGGACCGGAGCAGAUUUGCAUGACGAAUACCUCCGAAUGAGUGCACAAACCAUAAGACGAUCAGUUGAAAAAUUCGUUGAAGGUGUAAUUAACAACUUCGGAGAUGAAUACCUUAGAAAGCCAAAUGAAGAAGACCUAUCAUAUUUGCUGCAUGUCGGUGAACAACGAGGUUUUCCAGGUAUGUUGGGCAGUAUUGAUUGCAUGCAUUGGGAAUGGAAAAAUUGCCCUACUGCAUGGGCAGGGCAAUAUGCAGGAAGAAAUGGUAAGGCGACAAUCAUUUUGGAAGCAGUUGCAUCUCAAGAUUUAUGGAUCUGGCAUGCAUUUUUUGGAACUCCGGGUUCCAGAAAUGAUAUCAACGUGCUUGAACAAUCUCCUGUGUUCAAGGACAUCUUGGAAGGUCGAGCACCGGAAGUUAGUUAUGUUGUAAAUGGUCACGAGAAGAAUAUGGGAUAUUAUCUUACUGAUGGCAUAUAUCCCCAAUGGGCAGUAUUUGUCAAAUCUAUUAAUGGUCCACAGAUUAGGAAGCACCAACUGUUUGCCCAACAUCAAGAGGCUGCUCGAAAAGAUGUUGAAAGGGCAUUUGGUGUUUUACAGGCUCGUUUCCAUUUUAUCAAAAGACCAUGUCUUAUGUGGGAUCGUGAUAUGAUGGGAAAAGUGAUGUUAGCUUGCAUCAUUAUGCACAAUAUGAUAGUGGAAGAUGAGAGGCACACUUACCUUAAUUAUUGUGAUCCUGCAGAAUUUAUGGAAGCUAGAAGAUUUAGUAAUCAGAGUGGAGAUGUGGAAGAAAAUGAAGAUCCAAAUUUUGAGUUCUCUACAGAACGGAUUGCAAGUCUCUCUAGCUAUAUGAGAAAUAGAUCACAAGUUCGUAACAGAGAAGCUCACAGUGCUUUAAAAAAUGACUUGAUCGAGCAUAUUUGGCAGAAGUUUGGCCGUGAAAAUUGAAUGUAUAAUUUUUCUGUGUCUGUUAGUAUCGACAGUUUGUUUGUAAUAUUGCAAUGCUAUUAUUGUAAUUUAUAUUUUUAAUUUAGUUUGUGUAAUUUUUGUAUUGCCUUUUAAUUUCAUAGUUAUUACUCGAUUUUUAGUUUUAAAAUUUUUAUAAUUUCUUGUUUUAAUCAUAAUUUUAUAUAUUAUUUUUAACAAAAAUAAUUAUUAAUGAUUAAAAAUUAUAAUAAAAAUAAUUAUAGAUAACAUUGUGGUUGGGUGGUUGGAUGGUCAUGGAUAAAUCAUUCAAAAUAGAUGUGGUUGGGUUGGAUGAAAAUUGAUGAUGUGGAAGAGAGAGAAAUUAAUUAAAU